AUUCGCGGUAGAAGGAAAGUGCCCACAAACUUAUGUACGAACGCGCACCGCUCUUACUUUUGAAGUCGUUCAAAAAACGUCCGCGAUUUUAUUAGCUUUCUUCAUUUUUGUUGUUCCAACUGAAAAUUGAAUUGUUCACUUUUAUUUCAUCGAUAGAACAAUAAUGAGACUAAACAUUCGGAGCUCCCGAAGGUUUUCUUUUCAAUUCGCCAAUAAUCGAAGAUAACGUGGAGUUUGUGAAAUAAAACAUUCUCGAGGGCUCUGUCAUUUUUUUCCCAAUUUUUGAAGGUUAUACGCGUAUGGAUGUUUUAGAACGAUUUUUUUUGGUUUCUUCAUACAAUCGACACAUUUAUCUUUCGCGAAAAAUGUUAGUUUUUUUCGUAAUUAUUUUGAGUUUCGUCAAGGUCAUAUUGACGAACGAGAAUGCAAUGUGUACCGGGAACCACACUCUUCUUGAUGCUCCGGGGGACGCGGUCAUAUCAGUCUUCGUUAACGCGAACACCGGUUUUCAUUGCAAUGAAACAACGACGAGAGGAUUCGAAGAAAUAUCAACAGCUCUGUACGUCGUUCAAAUGUUGAAUAAAUAUGAUUAUGUUCCUGGUCUCUCAUUAGGUCUGAAAAUAUUUGAUACCUGUCACAACAGUAUGACAGUUUACAAGCAAGCCCUCAUGGAAGCUGUGGCUUUCGAUUGUCUCGAUUAUUACGAGCUUGGUGUCCUGGUACCGUCGAUUUACAGUUCGAUUUUGAAGCCACUCGGUGAUUACAACAUGUUGCCGAUUAGCGUUUACAAGGAUGCAAAUAUGACGAGUGCCUUGCUCGAUACGAUGAUCCAAUUUAUAAGCUCCAAAUUCGAAGUUGUCGAUCUCUUGCUCAUUGAUUCGCUUGAGCUACUCAGUCGUGUUCUCGAUGCGAGUAAAGAGGCUGGAAUUUGUGUUAAAAGCGUGAAUGAAUUUGCUGCUAUGAACAAUAGAACCGAAACCGAAACCGUUGUCGUCGUCGUCGUUGGCUCCGAUGAAAGCAUUCGAUCCUGGAUUAAAAGAGACUCUCUUUUUCUUCGAAAAACUUGGAUCGUACUGCCAAUCAACGGUUCUUAUUCAGACGGUAUAACACCAUCAGGUUCGUACAUAAUAAGAAGCGAGUCCUUCUAUUUCGACCUUCUACAAGAGUUUCCAUCGGUGGAUGAUUUCCUCGAUACGAGCGAAUAUCCGGUGAUCCACUCCCCUCAUUUACUGAGCGUUGGAAAAUCGAUUAUUCAAAUAGCCCAAGUGCUGGUGGAUUUGCAGAGGCGUACAUGUCCGCACGGGGAAGCUUGUGUUCUGCCGCGUUUCAAUUCAAAGAGUAUUCGUGAUAUAUCAAAUACGGAAAUAUACGAGGCACUACACAUAUUGCCGAAAUCGCACAUUGUCAAAUAUGAAAUUUCCCAACGUACGAAUGAUCUGGAUACGGAGGAAUUUGCGCGAGUCGCAACAUACAACGUGAAUGUGACGAAUCUCCGUGUUACACCAGAAAUACCAGAGAAAAAAAUGCCCAAAUUAUGCGUUAACAAAUUAACGAACAAGUGUCAAAAAUGUGUUAAUUUCAAAGUGAGAGUAAAUGCCCUCGCCAAGACUUCCAAAGCCGCAGAAGAUAUUACUUCGACGAAUAAUUAUCUCAAAGAAGGGGUUCUCGUGCCAAUUUUUUUGACUGUAAUGGGCUGUGGCACUUUUGCUUCCCUCGUGAUUGUUAUUUUCAUAGUUCACCGUUACUUGAGGGAACCAGUGCUCGAGGGUAAUCCGAGCCUGACGGUACUUCUCGUCAUCGCAAAUACAUUUGUCCUCCAAACGAUUCUCCCAUUUUGUAUGAACGAUCGUUCGAAUGAUAUGCGAGAAUAUUUAAAUUCCCGAAAAAUAUUUUUCUCCACUCUUUCGUAUGGAAUGACCUUUUCAAUUAUGCUAUCCCGAGCUUUCUUCCUCGCUUUUUCAACCGGCGGCGUCUUUACCAGCCACAUUAAUGGAUACCUUCAAGGACUCAUGCUCUUCUUUAUGGCUGGCGUUCAAGUCGCUAUUUCAACGAUGUACUUCCUUCUUAGUACCGCUGAUUCUUCCAAGAUCGUUAGAAGUUUGACUUUCGUUGCGCUUCUUGGCUACAACAUAUUUCUUCUCCUCGUUCUGUUCGUCGUUUGCUGUUUCGUUGCUCAAAUACAGCGCAAUUAUCGCGAGGGCAAAUGUUUCUUUGGCACGGCCAUUGGACUUGUUAUUGCCUGGGCAGUUUGGUUAACGUCUUUCGCCCUCGUUGAAAUCAAUUUGCGAGAUAUGGUUGUUUCUUCAGGCAUUAUAGCUACUGGCUAUAUUAUUAUAAUUGGUAUACUAAUACCUCGUACGUAUUACAUGCUAACGCAUCUCGUUGGAGGAAAAGAUUUUUUUCGCCGCUACGAAACAACUGACCUUGGGCCUGAUCCUCGAACCAGUACAAUCGCCAGGCAGUCGGUUCCGAGACCACUUUACGAUUAUGUGUAUCCAAUCGAAGAUAUAACUGGAGGCCAAUUACCACAAAUUUUGAGGUAUCCAAAUUACUACGGUGGAUCGAGUCCUAAUCCGCAUUAUCGUAUGGCCGCGAUUGGAAGAGAUUUCUUCAAUGAUCCUGUACGACUGCCGGCUUAUAACAAUUACGAAUAUCGUCCGGAUAUGCAAGAAACGGAAAACCCUUAUGUCAUGCCACGGAUUUGUUUGGAAAAUCCAGAGGGGUCCAGAGUUCCGAUAGGCAGAGAUUCGAACAAUGAGAUGUGUUACGCACAACCACGAUGUCCAGGAAGGCCAAAAUUCGUAUUUCGAAAUCAUAAAGAUUGCAUUGAAACAGAUGUUUACGUGGAAGAUAGAAAGUUAUCUCCAGACAGACGAGGGCCAAACGAGGUUUAUCCGUCUCGUAGCGUGAGUCCGAGGCUUUACCAGUCUGAGGACACUAUUCGCGAAGAGGAGGAACAGGAUCGUGAUGCUACGAGGAUAACUAGACUCUAAACACUUAUAUCGUUCUUCUCCGUCUUAUUUAUUCGUAGUGAAUAAAGUUAAUAAAUUCAAGUUUUUCAUUUUCAUUAGAAUUAUAACGGUGCGCUUUUUCAUUUUCUCAUCCUGGUGCAUCUAAACUCAUGCCUGUUCACGAGGGUGUGAAUACAAUCAACGAAUCAAUGUGGGAAUCGAAGUAUUUAGUUUCUGUAUUUUUUCAUUCAAUCGUGGAAUAUUGACCUUAAAAAUGAACGGACUUCAAAGCUGCAAUUUCUUAUUGCCCGUUCCGCUGGUAAAAUAUGUUUUAAUAAACAAAUUAAAUAAAAUGGAAUGAAAAUUGUAACGA
Molecule: messenger RNA, 3324 nt
Organism: Venturia canescens
Lineage: Eukaryota; Metazoa; Arthropoda; Insecta; Hymenoptera; Ichneumonidae
Gene: boss
Product: bride of sevenless
Exons: 8
Coding region: 300-2993 (897 amino acids)
Biological process (GO): G protein-coupled receptor signaling pathway; visual perception
Cellular component (GO): plasma membrane
Molecular function (GO): adenylate cyclase inhibiting G protein-coupled glutamate receptor activity; sevenless binding
Source: RefSeq, a predicted model, not a curated record